Phytophthora nicotianae INRA-310 is the source of this 1425-nucleotide messenger RNA. RefSeq lists its product as hypothetical. Gene Ontology annotation, molecular function: hydrolase activity, hydrolyzing O-glycosyl compounds. NCBI's taxonomy places the organism in Eukaryota, Oomycota, Peronosporomycetes, Peronosporales, Peronosporaceae. Gene Ontology annotation, biological process: cellulose catabolic process. The coding region runs from base 43 to 1425 and encodes 460 amino acids. The record is from RefSeq and is a predicted model, not a curated record. The transcript has a single exon.
AGCAUCACACAACUGCUCAACUACACGUGAAGCUGCAGCAAUAUGCACAGCAUCCUACACUCGCGCACAGUGGCCACCGCCGUGUCCUGCAUGGCACUCGCCUUAUCCUCUUCAAUCGGUCUCACCAGUGCCGAGGAGCUCUGCUCCAUCCCACCGUACUCGUACACGAGAGCCAAGUCGGACCACCCGGAGCUCACGAGUGCCAUCGAAACACUGGAAAACUACGCCAUCGCUUCGUGGUUCACGGAUCGCCAGGGAACCGAUGAACGUUCGACCAUGCUUUCCAACAUGCUCAACCAGUGUUCCGAAGAAACUCGCCUCAGUAUCGUAGUCUACGGUAUCCCCAACAAGGACUGUGCUGCUGGGUUGUCGUCCGAAGGAAGCGUAAAGAGCACAGACGACUACAAGGCCUUCUUACAGGAGCUCACGGGUGCCAUCGGCGACCGUAAGGUACUUUACGUUGUUGAACCGGAUGCGUUGGGCCUGUUGGCAGAGGAGGGCGGCUGCGGUGCAUCCGCUGGUUAUCUAGACAACCUCAAGGUGGCGGUGGAGGCCUUGUCCUCCAACCCCAACGCUGAGCUGUACAUUGACAUUGGCUACUGGAUGUUGGCGUACCCCGACAGCGCGAGCAAGGUGGCUACUGCGAUGAAAGAGAUUGUUACUUCCGGCCGCGUCAAGGGCGUGACGAUCAACACGUCGAACUACCGAUCCACCGAUGAGUGCACCACAUACUGCACGAACUUCCAGACUGCUAUGGGCAAAAGCGAUAUGUCCUGCGUUGUGGACACCUCCAGAAACUACAAUGGUUCUCCUACUAGCGACUGGUGCAACGUCCAGACUGCUGGUAUCGGCAAACCACCAACGUCGGAGACUGGUGUCUCGAACAUCGACUACUUCAUGUGGAUCAAGCCGCCCGGAGAGAGUGACGGUGAAUGCCCCACGGGUGGAACUUCGGCAGGCUCUUUCUACCUGGAGGGCUUCACGCUUCUCUGGGACCAAAGUUAUUUUGUGAGCGAACAGGGCAUGCCGAAGAUAGGCGACGGCCCGAGCACCCCGGCGCCAACAAAAUAUGAACCAAAUUCAAGCGCCGAUGACGAAAACCAGAGUGCACCAGAUCAGACCACAUCGAUGCCCACUCACGCCCCGACGACCGACAACUCGAACUGGAAUCAGGAACAAACUGUGGGAACCGUUGCUCCAGCCGACACUACUUCGACCGAAGCCCCGUCCACUCCAGAAACAGUUGCUCCAUCCACCACAGCGCCUGUCAUGGAAACUACGACAGCUCCGUCAUACUCUACGACCCCUGCUACGACUGCGCCGUCCACAACAGCGUCGACUGGACAGACGGAAAGCACAACGCAGUCUAACACUAUUCCUCCACGUAGUGCCUGCAAGGCAAAAAAGCGUUUGCGCUCGCUGUAA